Messenger RNA from Zingiber officinale, 2268 nucleotides. Its product is annotated as CLP protease regulatory subunit CLPX1, mitochondrial-like. Bases 88 to 2130 code for a protein of 680 amino acids. The record is from RefSeq and is a predicted model, not a curated record. Gene Ontology annotation, molecular function: ATP hydrolysis activity; ATP-dependent protein folding chaperone; ATP binding. The transcript is spliced from 13 exons. Gene Ontology annotation, cellular component: mitochondrial matrix. NCBI's taxonomy places the organism in Eukaryota, Viridiplantae, Streptophyta, Magnoliopsida, Zingiberales, Zingiberaceae. Gene Ontology annotation, biological process: proteolysis; protein catabolic process; protein folding.
CCACCUCGUUAUCUUUUACCCUUACGCAACGCUCACUCCAUCGUCGCCGUCGCCGUCGCCUCUCUCUCUCACCUCGGAAGCGUUGGGAUGUCGGGGGUGCUCCGAUGGAGAAAACUCCGCGAUGCAGCUGUGCGGGCCGCCAACAGCGAGAUCUCGGCUUAUGCCUCCGAUACCGAGCCCGUAUGCCGCCUCUCCCGCCGCCGUCCGGCCUCCGACUUCGCCGCAGACGAUCGGCGCCGCCUUCUCCAAUCGUCCCCAGCAGUCGCCUCCCCGCACCGCUGCCUGGGCCUUUUACGACAGGAUCGGCACAAGUGGGACGGCGGAGCUGACGAGUUCCGCACGCGGCGCAUCCGAGCCGAGGCACAGUGCCCUCGCUGCUCCCAUCACAUGGACAUCCUUUUCUCCAACCGAUUCCCUUCCUCCGUCGCCGGAGGAAGCUUUGGAGGAGGGUAUCAAGCCCUCAAUUUAUGCCCUAGCUGCAAGACUGCUUAUUAUUUCCGCCCUCAUAAGCUCGUCCCCCUUCAGGGCACCUUUGUCGAGAUCGGGCGCGUCCGAGAUGCCCAACUUGCGAAGGGAAGAGGGGAGCACGAGGAAGAUGGAAACCGCGUAAAGACCCCAUUUUUGGAGGUGCUCAGGUCGUCCUUUGCUGGGGAGCCUCCGGAGAAUUGGCCACCGAUGCCUGGGCCACCAGAGGGCAAUGGGUUGGCGGUGCACACACCACCAGGGCCUCCGUUUCCUCCUAACUUAAAUGUCGUCAGGGUGUCCGGUCCUGGUGGAAGCGGGGGAGGAGGCGGAUCGGGCAGUGGCAGUGGCAGUGGCAGUGGGUUCAAUGGGAAAGACGGCUGGGGUGGGUCGAAUUUGGGAAAGGACUUGCCCACGCCAAAGGAAAUAUGCGAGGGGCUUGACAAAUAUGUAAUAGGGCAGGAGCGUGCAAAAAAGGUGCUUGCUGUUGCUGUUUACAACCACUACAAAAGGAUACAUCAUGCUUCCUUACAGAAAGGUUCUGGAGCUGACUCAGAGAAUUGUGAGACAGAUGAUAACGAUGAGGACAAUGUGGAGCUUGAGAAAAGCAACGUUCUUUUGUUGGGACCUACUGGAUCAGGAAAGACAUUACUUGCUAAAACUUUGGCUCGCUUUGUUAAUGUACCAUUUGUCAUAGCAGAUGCAACAACAUUAACACAGGCAGGAUAUGUUGGAGAGGAUGUAGAAUCAAUACUGUACAAAUUGCUUACGGUUGCUGAGUUCAAUGUACAUGCAGCUCAACAAGGAAUAGUUUACAUCGAUGAAGUUGAUAAAAUAACUAAGAAGGCUGAGAGCCUAAACAUUAGCAGAGAUGUAUCUGGAGAAGGUGUCCAACAGGCUCUAUUGAAAAUGCUAGAAGGAACUAUAGUCAAUGUUCCAGAAAAAGGAGCUCGGAAGCACCCCCGAGGUGACAACAUUCAGAUAGAUACUAAGGACAUUCUUUUCAUAUGUGGUGGUGCUUUUAUUGAUUUGGAAAAGACUAUUUCUGAAAGACGACAAGAUUCGUCUAUAGGUUUUGGAGCACCAGUACGAGCAAGCAUGAGAGCCGGUGGGAUCGCUAAUGCCACUGUAACAUCUUCCUUAUUAGAAUCAGUUGAGAGCAGUGAUCUCAUAGCAUAUGGGUUGAUUCCCGAAUUUGUUGGUCGUUUUCCGAUACUGGUUAGUUUGUCAGCUCUGAGUGAGGACCAACUUGUUCAAGUGCUGAUGGAACCAAAAAAUGCCCUCGGUCGGCAGUACAAGAAAUUGUUUAGCAUGAACAACGUCAAGCUACACUUUACAGAGUAUGCCCUUAGGUUGAUUGCGAAGAAAGCAAUGGCCAAGAACACUGGCGCACGAGGUUUAAGAGCUCUUUUGGAGAGUAUUCUUAUUGAGGCCAUGUUUGAGAUUCCUGAUGUCAAAACUGGGGAUGAACGAAUUGACACAGUGGUGGUGGACGAGGAAGCAGUAGGUACCGUAGAGAAAUCAGGAUCUGGUGCCAAAAUUUUGCGAGGAGAUGAUGCUCUGGAACGAUAUCUUUCUCUGAAUAAAAGAACUGAUUCUGCCACAGUGGUUUUAGAGGGUGAAUUGGAAGGAGAAUCUGAGCUUGAAUCUGGAGCCAUGAGCAUGUGAUGCCCCAUUAAUGGCCAUGAACUGUAAAAAAAAAAAAAAAUCCUCGCCAUUUACAUUGGAUCGAAUUUUAUCCUUGUAUACAGAAUAAUGCUCUCAUCUCAACCUGAAGUAACAAAAAAAUAUAAAACCCUUAGUUCA